AUGUCGUCCCUGUAUCUUUCCGGGAACACAUCGGAGACUGGCGAGCAUAUGAAGCUUGUGAAGGGUGACGCUGAUGCCUCCAGAACGUCGGGAUUCAAAAUCACCCGCUUGGAAGAGGAGCUCAUAACGGCACCCCUAUUCUCACUCUCCGCUUGUGAGUCUUUGGAUACCGACCGCCCGGAUAGCCAGCAAACUCUCGACGGAGACCCAACGUACCCGCAGUAUGGACUGCUCGGUCUGCGCAAUCGACCUAACAGCAACCCACCGGCACAAGACGACCUUGUGUACGCCAACGUGUCAGCACCUUGGUCUGCAUUCAUCUGCGGCAGUCAAGGAAGUGGCAAGAGUCAUACCCUGUCCUGCCUGCUGGAAAAUGCAUUGAUCUCAUCCUCCCCUGCCGGGAAGCUAUCUUCACCUCUGGCUGGACUGGUUAUUCACUAUGACAAGUUCACAGCCUUUUCCAGCACCCAGCUGUGCGAGGCGGCCUAUCUUCACUCCUCAGGCAUUCCUGUCAGGGUUUUGGUCUCCCCGACAAAUUACCUUGCCAUGAAACAGGCAUACAUAACACUGGCAGGGGGUUCCAAAAUGCUCAAGGUUGAGCCAUUGUAUCUGCCCCAGAAGGAUCUCAACAUUAGUAUGAUGAAGACCCUGAUGGGAAUCGGUAACAGGAUGGAGCAGCCCCUUUACAUCGAGGUUGUCAUGAAGAUCCUUCGGGACAUGGCUAUAGCCAACCAGGGGAAAUCAGGCUUCAACUACAGCGCAUUCAAACUUCUUCUGCAACGUGAACAAUUCCUGAAAGGCCAGCUUAUGCCUCUUAACAUGCGCUUGGAGGUUCUCGAAUCAUUCUUUGAGCCUGGAUCUGUCCCUGGUGCAAAUACAGAUAAGUCAAAGCAACACAAUGCCGAUAAUGUCUGGAAGUUUCCUCCUGGCACUUUGACAAUAAUCGAUUUGAGCUGCCCGUUCGUUGGCCAAGAAGAUGCAUGCGCGCUAUUCAACAUCGCAGUCUCCUUGUUCUUGAAGAAUCGCCAUGAUACGGGUCGCAUCAUUGCUCUUGAUGAAGCGCACAAGUUUAUGACUUCAACUUCACCGGAAGCCGCCGAUCUGACGGAUACACUGCUGUCUGUUGUCCGCCAGCAGCGACAUCUAGCCGCGCGAGUGUUGAUAGCAACACAGGAGCCGACUCUUGCACCGGCACUGCUUGAGCUUUGCAAUGUGACUAUUAUCCAUCGAUUCUCAUCGCCGGCUUGGUUCAAGGCUAUCAAGUCACACAUUGCGGGAGCUGGGAUUGAGGGACUUGGUCCGAACAACACGGCUUCGUCGACGAUCUUUCGCAAAAUUGUUCGUCUGCCGACUGGGGAGGCAUUGGUAUUUUGUCCAACAGCGCUGUUGGACAUCGCAAAGCACAACGAUCAGGAAGAUAAGGAGCUUUCAAGUGAUACCUCUUCCAGUCGGCCAGAUACUCCUGAUGGCCCGUCCUCUGCAGAGAGCACUCAGAUUGCGACGACCGACUCGGACUCCCAAGAUGAGCCUCCUUUUCAUCGCGUCGUUCAGCUCGGAACGUCAUAUGCCCACAUUCGAGUGCGGAAUAGGAUCACCGUUGACGGUGGUCGCAGCGUGCUCGAGCGUUAA
Messenger RNA from Penicillium mononematosum, 1629 nucleotides. RefSeq lists its product as uncharacterized. The record is from RefSeq and is a predicted model, not a curated record. Lineage: Eukaryota; Fungi; Ascomycota; Eurotiomycetes; Eurotiales; Aspergillaceae. The coding region runs from base 1 to 1629 and encodes 542 amino acids. The transcript has 3 exons.